AUGUGCGUGUGUGCACGCGCCCCUGGGCGCAGGGCUGUGAGAGGACAAUUAUUUUCAUCAGCUGCUUGCCCGCGCUCGACUGCUCCUCUUUGCAGAACCGACGGCCUCCGUGCUUUCAACUCUGGAAGCGAGGCAGGAGGAAUUCCUUCCUUGAGACCCCCUCUUUGGGAGAGUCACCUCUCCGCCCUGCGGAUCUGCCCUCGGUCAAGGGGACCCGGCCGCCCCACGCACGGGAGCACUCGAGGGCGCGAGGUUCCGGGCUUCGCCCUCCUCCGACCUCCGCUAGAAGGCCCGGCAGCGGCGCCGGCUGCUUCGGGCGGUGGCCUCGGGGUCGAGGUGGGCGGAGGCAGGUGCUUCCCUCCCCGCGGCAGCCCUGCAGCCGGCCCUGUUCCGGCCGCGCUCGGUGGCGGCUCUCCCGCUCCUUCCUCCCAGCCCGGCCGCAGGGCCGGCCUCACAAUCCCAGGACCCCAGCGAGGGCGGGGGCCUCGAGAGCGCGCCGCUCCCGUCGACCUCCCUCUCGAAAACCGCGGCCAUGAAGGCCGGAAGUCCGCGAAGCCGGCCUGCAGGCCGCCCCCUGGGCCUCCGGCGGCCCAGCCUCGAGAAACAGAACAGAUGUCCUACCGCAAUUUGAGAAUACCUGAGAAAGGCAUCUCUUCUGUGUACAUUGUUGCGGCUGCUUCUGGGUACAGCCGUUGA
Messenger RNA from Manis javanica (Malayan pangolin), 696 nucleotides. Lineage: Eukaryota; Metazoa; Chordata; Mammalia; Pholidota; Manidae. The record is from RefSeq and is a predicted model, not a curated record.